UCCUGUCAGUCAGUUGAUUUUUUUUUUUUUGAAAAGCCGAAUAAAAAUGAGCGAUAUCGAAACAAUUUGGACGAAAACUUACCAAAUAUUUCCAAUUUUAAACAAAUCCUUAAAAUGUAAUCCAAUAUCCAAUGAAGAUUUCGAUUAUGUUAUUGGUAAACUCAUCGAAUUGAAUAUCACCGAUUGUGUUUACGAGUCCAUUUUACUCGAAAUCAAUUCAAUGUUACGCGGAACUAUUGUUCCCGAAUUCUGGUCUCAAUUCCAAACGACCAUUGAAGAACAAGAUAACCAAUAUAUGUUAUUCAUGAAAUUCCAAAUGGCAAUUAUCAAACUUGAAGAAGACUUUCGAAAUAUUCAUGAACUCAUCAAAAGAAUAGGCAUUUUAAAGCAAACUUGUAAAUUUGCAAAGCCUGAAAACAAAGCGCGAGAUGAUAACGAAGAGAUCAAUAACAUGCUUAGGAGUAUACUCUUAUCGCAGCUUCCUGCUAAUUUUAAUACAGUUGUUUAUGCAUUUUAUAAUGUUUCAUUUAAAGUUUUUGCAAAUAGUCAUCAGGCUGGAGAAGAUGAUGAUAUGGGAGAUAUUGAUGAAGUUAAAUGCAAUGGAUGUGAUCGGGAAACAGAUGGUUGUCGUUGUCAGAAUCUUGUUUGUUCUUUUAAUAAAACCAAUGAGCACCUGACGAAUUUGGGGUUGCUAGAUCGAAUAGCUGGUCAUACACUGACUACACUUAUUCAGCAAAGAAUUGCAACACAUGUGCGAGAUACGUGUCUGGGUAUUUUUGAUAAAGGCCACUUGAAAGGGUUAGAGAAGUGGCUUGAAGGUAUAGUCUUAAAUUGGUUAACUAGAAUCUUCAAUCGCGGCCAUUUGAAAAUUGACGCAGAAGAUACAAAAACACAAGAAGUAAUACAAGAUUUCAAAGUAAAACUUACAUACUUUUUGUAUGAAACCUACGCAAACAUAAUCAUCGAACAAUUCUUCAGUAUUAUUAUUGAUUAUCCAGAUUCUAUUCCUGCCAUUGAUGAUCUCAAAAUUUGUUUGGAAAAAAUUGAUUUGCGAAAGCAUCUAAUAAAAUCACUCAAGGAAUCUCUUGAAGCACGAAUACUUCAUCCGGGUGUCAAUACUAUGGAUAUUCUCACCGGAUAUGUGGCAGCUAUAAAAACAAUUCGUCAUUUAGAUAGUAGUGGAGUUAUUUUGGAGACUGUUACGGAACCUGUGAAAGAGUAUCUUAGAAAGCGAAGUGACACCGUAAGAAGAGUUGUAACUGGCUUGACUGAGGAGGGUCCAACUGAUUUGGCCGAAGAAUUGGCCAAAAGUGAAGCACUUAAAGAAAAUAUUGAUGCUGCUGGAAAAGAUGAAAUGGCUAAUUGGGAGAAUUGGCAACCAGAUCCUGUGGAUGCAACACCGGCUGCUUUUACUCAAAAUCCUCGGAGUAAUCGAUCCGCUGACAUCAUAUCCAUGGUGGUGGAUAUUUACGGCAGUAAGGAGCUCUUCGUGAAUGAGUAUCGCAACCUCCUAGCAGAUAGAUUACUUGCCAGCUUAGACUUCAACCCAGACAGAGAAAUACGAAAUCUAGAGCUGCUUAAACUACGAUUUGGAGAGACACUGCUCCAUAGUUGUGAGGUGAUGUUAAAAGACAUAAGUGAUUCGAAGCGGAUAAAUGGUCACAUUCAAGGAGACAUCAGUUACAAUGAGAAUAGAACUUUUGAUUUGAAAUCAUUGAUAAUCUCAUCGCAAUUCUGGCCAGCUUUCAAUAAGGAAACACUUGAGUUACCGGAAGAAAUUGAAGAAGAGUUUAAGAAAUUUACUAAAUCUUAUGAAGCGUACAAAGGAAAUAGGACACUGUGUUGGCGUAAUGUUACCGGAAGAGUUGAACUAGAAAUCGAAAUUGGUGAUCGAACUAUCGAAAUAACAGCAGCUCCAACACAAGCCAUCAUCAUCUAUCAUUUCCAAUCAAAAAGUCAAUGGUCAUUGGACGAACUAAGUACGGUAAUGAAAAUUCCUCCCUCAGUAUUACGUCGAAGAAUUGGCUUUUGGCAAACUCAAGGAAUUCUUCGAGAAACACAACCAGAUGUUUAUGUUCUUGUUGAAGAAACAUCCGGAAGUGGAGGCAUGGAAGAAAUGCAAACAACAGAUAUUGCAGAAGACGAUGAAAGUGAAAGUGCCAUGGCAUCGGCGAGUGAUCAACGUGAAGAAGAACUCCAGGUAUUUUGGUCAUAUAUCGUCGGAAUGUUGACAAAUCUAGAUUCAUUGCCAAUUGAACGAAUACAUCAAAUGUUAAAAAUGUUUGCAUCUCAUGGACCAGGAAUUGAAUUCUCCCAGGAGGAGUUGAAAAACUUUUUGCAGCGCAAAGUUAGAGAACAUAAACUUAUUUUCAGUGGUGGUGUUUACCAAUUAGCAAAGUAAAUAAAAACGUAUGUUAAUUUUUUUAUAA
Episyrphus balteatus (marmalade hoverfly) is the source of this 2429-nucleotide messenger RNA. RefSeq names its product anaphase-promoting complex subunit 2 (gene morula). The transcript has 8 exons. Gene Ontology annotation, biological process: ubiquitin-dependent protein catabolic process. The coding region runs from base 47 to 2401 and encodes 784 amino acids. The record is from RefSeq and is a predicted model, not a curated record. Gene Ontology annotation, cellular component: anaphase-promoting complex. Gene Ontology annotation, molecular function: ubiquitin protein ligase binding. Lineage: Eukaryota; Metazoa; Arthropoda; Insecta; Diptera; Syrphidae.